AUGGCCCUAACCAUGCAGAAAAGCCCUCGCAACCCAGACGACUUUCCCACCAUUCAGCUCUUCCUCCUUGCGAUUGUUCGUCUCGCCGAGCCCAUCGCUCUCACAUCCAUCUUCCCCUACGCCUGGGCCCUCGUCAAGAGAUUCGAAAUCGGCAACGCUGAAGAUGCAUCCUUCUACGCCGGCCUCCUCAUCUCCUCCUUCUCCCUCGCGGAGGCCCUGAUGGGCAUGUACUGGGGCGGUCUCUCUGACCGUAUCGGAAGAAAACCCGUACUUCUCCUGGGAUGCGUCGGCACAAUGUUCAGCAUGGUCAUGGUCGGCUUCGCCUCCAACAUCUGGAUUGCUCUGGCUGGCAGAGCUAUCGGCGGUCUUCUUAACGGCAACAUCGGCGUCAUCCAGACCAUGGUUGGUGAAUUGGUCACCAAGCCUGAGCAUGAGCCCCGCGCUUUCUCGGUCAUGCCCUUCGUGUGGUCUAUUGGCACAAUCAUCGGUCCCUUUAUUGGCGGUACCUUUGCCGACCCCCACGACGCCUUUCCCAGCAUCUUCCCCGUCGACGGCAUGUUCUACCGCUACCCGUACCUUCUGCCCAACCUCGUCUGCGCCGGUCUCCUGCUCGUCAGCAUCAUCCUGGGUUACUUGCUCCUCGAGGAGACUCACCCCGACAUGCAGCCUCGCGUCUUCAUGCCCGACGACACAUACGCUUCCGAGGAGACUCCCCUACUGGAGACCUCGGAUGCCAUGAAGAGACCUGCCGUUGACCUGAGAGAUGACAACUAUGGAACUGUCCGCGGUCGCAGCACGCAGACCCCCGCGAAGAAGGCCGACCAGUCCUACAACAUCUACACCAAGCCCAUCAUGUCGCUGAUUCUGGCGCUGUGCAUCUUCACCUACCACUCAAUGACCUACGACCAUCUCUUGCCCAUCUUCUUCGAAGACGACCGCGCCACUUCCCCGAUCACCGUUCUUACCGACGCUUCGAGCCCCUUCUACACCCCUGGCGGCUUGGGUCUCUCGCUCCGCGCCGUAGGCAUGAUCAUGGCGGUGAACGGUGUCAUUGCACUCUUCGUGCAGGCCGUCAUCUUCCCAUUCGCCGCUGAGAAGUUUGGUGUCUACCGACUUUUCAUCAUCGUCACCGUCCUGCACCCGAUCGCCUACGUCAUGGUCCCGAGCCUGCUGUUCCUUCCCGAGUCGCUUAUAUACGCCGGCAUCUACUUCUGCUUGGCUGUCCGCAACGUCCUUUCCAUCAUCUUGUACCCUCUGCUCCUCAUCUUGAUCAAGGAGGUCACUCCCACUCCCAAGGCCCUGGGCAAGGUCAACGGUCUCGCCGCUAGCGCCGCCGCUGGCUUCCGCAUGAUCGCUCCGCCUGUUGCCGGAUGGCUGUACACUUUCGGAAGCAAGGUUGAUUGCACGGCUUUGGCAUGGUAUGGCAGUGCCGUCGUUGCUGUAAUUGGUGCUAUCCAGUGCUUCUCCGUGAAGCGUGAGCGCAAGUUGGAUGUGAGCGAGGAGGACGCCCAGCCUUGCUUGCAGAAGAAGGAAUCCCGAGUCAGCAUCAGGGAGGUGUUCUCGGACGAGGAAUGA
This is a messenger RNA of Colletotrichum abscissum, 1575 nucleotides long. Its product is annotated as major facilitator superfamily transporter. The record is from RefSeq and is a predicted model, not a curated record. Bases 1 to 1575 code for a protein of 524 amino acids. Gene Ontology annotation, molecular function: transmembrane transporter activity. Gene Ontology annotation, biological process: transmembrane transport. Lineage: Eukaryota; Fungi; Ascomycota; Sordariomycetes; Glomerellales; Glomerellaceae. The transcript is spliced from 3 exons.